AUGGUGGAGGAGGACAGGAAGCUCAAAAAGAGCACUAGACCGCGGAAGAAAAGAAAGAUAUAUAGUUGUGAAUCAUGCCGGAAAUUCAAAACGAGAUGUGAUUUUGAACCAUCAGAAGGAAAGUGUUAUCGAUGCAGGAUGUUAAAUUUAGAAUGUUCCUUGACGAAUGACCCAGAGUUAACUACAAAAUUUCCACAGGUCGCGAUUAAUAACUCAGCAAAACCAAGAAUAGAUGAUCUUGAAGCUCGGGUGGACGACAUGGACAAAAAACUCGAUAUUAUUUUGUCUAAAUUAGGAGAGGUGACGUCUCUAUUAAAUAUGAAUACGACCACUACUCGAGAAAAUACAGUAGAUCAUUCUCUAACUGUUGGAUUCUCAAAUGCGACAAAUAGUUUGAAACUUCAGGAACCACCCUUGAAUCUAAUACGGGAUAUUGAUAGUAGGUUGUUUCCCGUAAAAAACGGCAAUUCCAAAUCAGCUAGUAUAGAAAAGGCAAAGAGACCAUAUGUUGUAGCUAGAUUGGCAUUCUGGGACUACUUUAAACAGCACGAAGAGCUUUGCUUAGAACUUUCGCACCAAUUUUUGAUAAAAUCUCAUUUUUGGAUUAUUCCUGGUGGUUUGAAAGAAAUCGAUAAAGAGUAUGUUCAGCAGCACUGUUUUAUUACAAGCGUAUUCACCAUUAUUGCAAUGGGUUUUGAUGAGAAUGAUAAGUACGAAAAGGAGCAAGAGGCACUAUACCCACUAGUGGAGCACUUAUUGACAAAUACUUUGACUAUGUUUGAAAAACUUACUGAUCACGAUAUCGAAGCACUCUUAUACUGCUGUAUGUAUAGGUUCACAAGAAAAUCCAAAAGAUACCGUCAAUUAAGCUUCAAUCCGCUUGUCUUAUGCAAUUUUGCUAUAAACAGCUUUUUGAAUAUUGCUGACUUCCACAAAUUAAAAGAGCGCGUAAUUCUAGAAGAGACAUAUGACAGUACAGACCUGUUCCAUUUACGAAUUUUGAACUCGUUGACUGCUUGCAAACUACAACUGUCUAUUGGAUUUAGUAUUUUUACUUAUCAAGAUCCUUUUAUAAAGGAAUUGAAUAAUUUGAUAGCGAAGUUUCCCCAAGCAAAUUUCAGAGAUGAUAUAAAGCUAAGUGAGAUAAACCUUAGCGAUGUGGUGAAUGCAAUUUUUUUGAACUUCAAAGAUUAUUUCCGCAAUUUUUCGACCGUUUUCAAACAAGGUGGAAACAGGGAUAGGAAUGAUGAAUCACUCUUAGUUUUCCCCGAACUUGAUUAUUGGUUGAAAAACUGGGAAGAACUUUUGUCCAAAGACAAUGGUGGUAUUCUCUGGUUCUCUUACGAUUUCUUUUAUAUAAUGAUCUGCCGUUCAUUCAUUACUGAGUUUUAUCAACCAACUUUAGCUAGUAACGUGGAAUUUCUAGAAGCAGUUUUAACAACCAUGAAACAUUAUUGCAUAUCGUUAUUGAAUGGGUUUUUGAAGUUACCGUCAUCAUUGAUCAAAGGCGCACCGAUAAUAACGACAAAUCAAGUGGUUUACGCUUGCCUAACUUUGUGCGACUACCUACAUAAGUUCAGCUCCACGGAAAGACAGCAAACUUUGAAUUUAUGCACAAAAAUUUACUGGCAUUUAAAUGCAAUUGGAGAGAAACGGAAUGAAGCAACUGAAAAUGUGGCAGUGAUCAUCAAAUCUCUUAUAGACACAAGCAAACAGAAGCUAAACUCGUCAUAUAAACAGUCAAAGGAAGUACAAACAACGCCUGCGUUUUUGAGGAUGGAUCAAUCACCUACGGAAUCAGUUUCUCAUAACAACUUCAGCAUACCCGAUGUUAACCGGUUUAACACAUUUGAAGACUUUUUCCAGGACUUUUUUGACAACUUGCAACCAACUGCUCAACAUAUGUUCUCUACUAGAAGGUCUUCAACGACAUCCAAAUGA
Molecule: messenger RNA, 1941 nt
Organism: Kluyveromyces marxianus DMKU3-1042
Lineage: Eukaryota; Fungi; Ascomycota; Saccharomycetes; Saccharomycetales; Saccharomycetaceae
Gene: URC2
Product: Urc2p
Exons: 1
Coding region: 1-1941 (646 amino acids)
Cellular component (GO): nucleus
Molecular function (GO): DNA-binding transcription factor activity, RNA polymerase II-specific; zinc ion binding
Source: RefSeq, a predicted model, not a curated record